Aaosphaeria arxii CBS 175.79 is the source of this 1714-nucleotide messenger RNA. RefSeq names its product Di-copper centre-containing protein. Gene Ontology annotation, molecular function: oxidoreductase activity. Lineage: Eukaryota; Fungi; Ascomycota; Dothideomycetes; Pleosporales. The transcript has 5 exons. Bases 32 to 1222 code for a protein of 396 amino acids. The record is from RefSeq and is a predicted model, not a curated record.
CUAGGGACGACAUUGACAUCGUCUUACAAUUAUGGCUGGCGUUGCUGUUGUGAACGCCCUCGUGGCAUCGUUGUGUCUGUUCUCAGGCGCUUCGGCAUGGCCAUUUGGAAAGAGACAGACCUUGUCCAUCGAGGACAUUCAAAAGCAGGCGCUCGCCAAUGCGUACAAGGUCCUCGAUGGGACUAUCUCCGAUGGCAUGACCCGCUCCGGAUGCACGAAAGCCAAUGUUGCCGUAAGGAAGGAAUAUGGUGAUUUGACCAAGGAUGAGCGAACUGAAUAUAUUCGAGCGGUGAAAUGUAUUCUGCAGAAACCAAGCAAGCUUCCUGCUGGAAAAUACCCCGGAGCAAAGUCUCGAUAUGAUGACUUUGUGGUUGUCCACAUGAAUAUGACACCAUCAGUCCACUCCACUGCGAACUUCAUGCACUGGCAUCGCUACUACAUCUGGGCGUACGAGACUGCGCUGCGCACGGAAUGUGACUACAAGGGAUACCAACCAUACUGGAACUGGGGAAAGUACGCCGACCUUACCACAUCACCGAUUUUCAAUGGUGACGAAUGGAGUCUGGGCGGUAAUGGCAAGUCUGUACCCCACAAAGGAGGCUUCAUCGGUCGUCAAGUUCCUGCUGGACCAGGAGGCGGCUGUGUGGAGACGGGUCCUUUCGCAAAUUUGACAAUCCACCUCGGCCCCCUAUCACCCACCAUGGACCCGGCCCUCAAGAUCCCAAGCAACCCGCAACGUGACGGCUACGGCGACAAUCCGCGCUGCCUCAGGCGCGAUGUCAACAACUACUUCGUCGGCAACUCGCUCAAGCCAGCCAACCUCGCCUCGCACAUCACGUCCAACUCAGCCAUCGGCAAGUUCCAGGACACCCUGCAGAAUGAUACUCCACAGAUGUCAGCCAUCCACUCCUCUGGCCACUUCUCCAUCUGGGGAGACCCCGGAGGUGACGUCUACGUCAGCCCUGCCGAGCCUGGGUUCUGGCUGCAUCACGGACAGCUCGACAGGCACUGGUGGAUGUGGGCAAAUUACCUGGAGAAGGACCUCAAGACUAGGGCUAGUCAAUAUGAAGGUGGAACAAACUGGAUGAACCCCAACAGCGCAAAAGGAAAGCCCACAGACGCACAAUGGCUCGACGUCGUGGCGCCCACAGGCAAGAACGGCAUAGCCAGCAACCAAAUGUUCUCCACCACAGCUGGUCCGUUCUGCUACGUCUACGAGUAGAGGUAUUGGUCUCUUUUAUGCAUCACCUAUGAGCACAGGUGCAUCCAUCGUAUUCUAUCAACAUACCCAAGAAGCUGGGUAUUCGAAACCUGCUUCACAAACGAAAAUUGGAACUUUAUAUUUACAUAUUCACCUAGACGUGCUUACCGCGUUGCUAUAUAUUUGCAUCUAUGUACUCCACCUUCCCCUCCUCCCCGUUGCGAAAUAGACAAAAGUGCCGUCACAAACGACGACGACUACUCAUCCUCAUUCACUGAACAGUUAAAACAGAAUAGACAUUGGUCAUUCAAACCAUCUGCCGUGAAACCCUCGAACUCUUCCUUCCCAACCUCCCCCCUGCUCCUCGCUUCCCUCCCUCAAUCUAUCGAUCUAUCUAUCUUACAUGCACGCGCGCACGCAACACAACGCACCCCAUCUAACCUAAGCCACCAUCCCGACCGGAUCUGCCGAAUGGCCUUGAUACUUCUCUAUUCUUCACCGCCGUGUGAAUCG